This is a messenger RNA of Cyphellophora attinorum, 585 nucleotides long. RefSeq names its product putative allantoinase 1. The coding region runs from base 1 to 585 and encodes 194 amino acids. The record is from RefSeq and is a predicted model, not a curated record. NCBI's taxonomy places the organism in Eukaryota, Fungi, Ascomycota, Eurotiomycetes, Chaetothyriales, Cyphellophoraceae. The transcript has a single exon.
AUGGCCUCGACCGCACCCCCAACCCUCCCACCAACAUCACAACUCCCUAACCUAGACGCCACUUCUCGCGCCCAAGUCCUCGACCUCCUCUUCGAGCCCAGCACCCAACUACACACCCUGUCCGUCACCGCAAUCGCCGAACAGCACUUCGCCAGCUACGCAGACCUGAUCGACUUCGUCGGCACCCAGUUCACCACCCUUCUGAACUCAAAUCUCGAAUCCGACCAGAAAUGGCUAAUCGACAUCCUGGGCGCGCAUCCCCGCCUAGGGGAAAAGAAGGUCGACAGCGCAAUGAGCCGAGCGGAGCAGGCGGCUAUGAAGGCUGCUGAGUCGGCAAAAGGCGCGGGCAGUGGAGGUGACGACGCGGAGAUUGCGAGCAAGCUGAAGGCGCUGAAUGAGGCGUAUGAGGAAGCAUUUCCGGGGCUGAAGUACGUCACAUUUGUGAAUGGGAGACCACGGCCUGUGGUCAUGGAGGAUAUGGAGCGGCGCAUUGCGCGAGGGGACGUGAGGCAGGAAAAGGUUGAUGCCAUCCAGGCUAUGUGUGGCAUUGCUAAGGACCGGGCUCGGAAACUAGGCGCAGCGUGA